CUUGUCGAGGAAGAUGUAUUCCUGUGAUGCUUUUAACUGGGCCGUAAGAGUGAAAAAAGAACGGCGAGACGAUUCGUUUGAUGAAAACGAUUACAACGUAAUUGACGAGAAACCCAAUAUCCAAAAUAUUCAUUUUCCAAGAUAUCUGCGAGAUAAUUCAACCCCAUGGCUUCGAGAAAAUGACGAAAACUCUAAACUCGGCAGUGAGUUAAAAAUAGAAUUUGAAUGUGAAGACGUAAAGCUGGGCAAGAAUUUAUUAGCAGUUGAGAAAAUUGAGGAUUGUUCUAAAGAUGACAGUAACGAUUAUCAAAUUAAAAAAAAAAUUAAAAUAGAACCCGUGACUGAGAUGAAAAAAGAAGUGAAUCCUCAUUGCAACAAUGAACUCACCCAAACACGUGAUACACUUGAAGAGACAGUAACUCGAAAAAAUCAUCUAAAUCAGCCCGUCGAAUCAUCGCAUCGUAGUAUCACUCACGCAUGCGAUAAGUGCGGGAAAAAAUAUUCAAGUAAGAAUGUUUUGAAAGCACACAUUGAUGCGACACAUAAAGGUGUCAAAUAUGUGUGCGAUAUAUGCGAAAAGGAAUUUUCAGUCCGAUCCAAUCUCAUCCGGCAUGUCAAAGCUAUACAUCAUUGUUACCGUGUUACCCACGCAUGUAAUAUAUGCCAAAAGACAUACUUAGACAAGGGUAAUCUCAAAAAACACAUUGAUGUGGUACAUAAUGGUGUUACCCACGCAUGUGAUGUAUGCAGAAAGAAAUUUUCAACCAAGGGUAAUCUCGAAAGACACAUUGAUGUGGUACAUAAUGGUGUCACCCAUACUUGUGAUAUUUGCCAAAAGAAAUUCACAAACAAGAAUAAUCUGAAAUUACACGUCGAUAUAGUGCACAAUCGUGUCGCACACGCAUGUGAUGUUUGCGGAAAGACUUUUACACGUAAGAAUGUACUCGAAGGCCACAUUAGGGCGAGGCAUAGUGGCUUGACAUAUCCGUGCGAUGUUUGCAAAAAGGUGUUUUUAUAUCGAACCAAUCUCUAUAGACACGUUAGAUUGUCACAUAUGGGUGAUACUUAAGCUUGCCUUGCCACAAAUUAUUUCUUUAUGAAUGUUUAAAUUUUGAUUUCGAUUGGUCCAAAAACGACGAUAUACAAUUUCAUGUAUUUAAUCAAAAGACUUAUCUGAACAUUUUAAUGUACAAUUCUUCAAGCUUUGAAUUAUCUUAUUAUCCACAAGCAACGUCUAAGUUUAGAAAUAAAUGUUUUGGAAAAAAUAAA
Messenger RNA from Trichogramma pretiosum, 1269 nucleotides. Its product is annotated as zinc finger protein 836-like. Gene Ontology annotation, biological process: regulation of transcription by RNA polymerase II. The coding region runs from base 14 to 1069 and encodes 351 amino acids. Gene Ontology annotation, molecular function: RNA polymerase II transcription regulatory region sequence-specific DNA binding; DNA-binding transcription factor activity, RNA polymerase II-specific. The record is from RefSeq and is a predicted model, not a curated record. The transcript is spliced from 3 exons. Gene Ontology annotation, cellular component: nucleus. NCBI's taxonomy places the organism in Eukaryota, Metazoa, Arthropoda, Insecta, Hymenoptera, Trichogrammatidae.